GUUCGAUCUUAAAAAAACAUUUAGAAUUCAAGUUCCUAUAUGGUUACUAGUAAUAAUGGUUAUAUUUGGAUGAUAAGUUAUGAUCCUUACAGAUUCCAGCCCGACGGCGAAGUUUUUCUUUAUCGAGAGACGAUGGAGUAUGGAAUAAAACUUACAAUGUGAAAAACGGGAAGACAAACGUAAGAAAUCAUGGGGGUCAGUAUCGAGCAAUGGCGAUGUGCCAUUGGUUCAUUCCAUCCACGCCAUUUGAACACAGGACGCAUAGCUAUCGUUCAGGUACAAGGUAAACCACCAGAACCACCUGACCUUGAGAAGAGCCCAGAGGGAAGGGAAAAUAGAAUUGGUGACCCAUAUAGUCAUGGUAAAAUAAUCACUUGGAUACGGGCAUUGAGGAUCGACCCCCAAUUGUUAGUAGUCAUCGCAUUUCUGCUGUUGAUUGGAGGUGUAGAGGCCAAUCCAGGGCCCUUGACACCUGAUAGUGAUAAAGGAACAGAGUUAAAUGACCUUCGUGACAAGAUUCAGGGUAAACUAAAAUACAUGGACGAGUCGAUGACAAGAUUGAAGAAUAAAGUGCAAAUGCCAAUAUCUGCUGGUACACAGGAAAUAUCCUCUGUCAAUGAUGACGUUCAAAUGGAUAGUGAUUCUGAUAAUGAAACUGGAAUCGAGCCCUGUGAAACGGAUGAAGAUGUUCAAAAACUAAACCGUUUGCUGGAAAGACUAGUGGACAUAGAGAAAAAGAUAAAAGUAGAAUGCAAUGGGGACGGAUAUGAAACUGAUGCCACCAUCACAACGGAUGUAAUUCCAAAUAAGAAGAGACGAUUAGACAAACUAAAAGUGACGAGUAGCAAAAUCACACGGUCCAAGAAACUGCUUGAAGAACUGGAUGAUACAUUGGAGAUUAUACGGCAGUUUGAAACCAACUUAACGUCAGAUGGAUCCAUCGGAAAGACAGAAUCAUUGUCACCCUCCACGGUAGAACAAGUAAAAGCUUUUCUUCACGAACAUGUCACUGAUACAGCAUGUCAGCCUAGUGUCGAUGAUCGUCUUACUGCUUGCGUGAAGAAACAUGGCUUACAGAUUGUUGAGAAUAACGCUACUGGUGACUGUCUCUUUGAAGCACUUGCACAACAAUUGGAUCACUUGAAUAUCAUAGCACUGGACCACCGUGAACUGAGGAACAACUUAGUGUCGUAUGUUAAGAACAAUUAUAUAAUGCCAAAUAAAGAGCAUGUGAUGACACUUUUUGAUGACAAAUCUAAUGAGGAAUUGAAAAACUACAUGUUUACUAGACCAGACAAUGAUGAGUAUGAUAAUACCGUGCUUUUGUCAUGGUACACCGAGUCAUACAUGAACAAGCCGAGGACCUGGGGUGACACCAUUAUGAUUUGGGCAUGUACGAAGCUGUUCAAUGUAAAUGUAAAAAUAUAUACAGCAGGACACGAUGAACCAUACACAUUAGUACCAACAGAAGAUGGAACUAUGAGAGGUGUAAUCAAACUGGGAUACAUAAGCGAGCUUCAUUUUGUUGGAUUGGUGGAAAUAAAAG
Owenia fusiformis is the source of this 1546-nucleotide messenger RNA. NCBI's taxonomy places the organism in Eukaryota, Metazoa, Annelida, Polychaeta, Sabellida, Oweniidae. The record is from the annotation of a GenBank genome assembly.